AUGACCAUAACCCUCCACUUCGUGCGCCACGCCCAAGGUUUCCACAACCUCUGCACCGCCAACCACACCCUCCCAGACCCCCUCCUCACCGAUCUCGGCAAAACCCAAUGCACCAGCCUCUCGCAAACCUUCCCCUCCCCCGAAAAAAUAACCCACAUCGUCGCCUCCCCCCUCCGCCGCACCCUCUACACCGCGCUCUACUCCUUCCCCCGCGCCAUCGCCCGCGACAUCAAAGUCAUCGCGCUCCCCGAAAUCCAGGAAACUUCGACUCUCCCCUGCGAUACCGGCUCUGCGCCUGCGGCUCUCGCGGAGGAAUUCGCCGGAAGCGUGGAUUUGGGACUGGUGCAUGAAGGAUGGAAUAGUAAGAGUGGGAGAUGGGCAUCGAAUGCGCCGGCGAUCGAGAAGCGCGCGCGCGAAGCACGGGUUUGGUUGAGGGAAUUGGGGAGGAGGGCCGAGAGGGAGGGGAUGGAGGAUGUGAAUAUUGUGGUGGUGACGCAUGGAGGCUUUUUGCAUUAUUUUACGGAUGAUUGGGAAGAUUCCUCCCUUUUCGUCGGAACCGGCUGGACCAAUACCGAAUUCCGCUCGUAUCAUUUCCGCGCUGCCGAUUCCAGCGAUCCCAAUGCCGCAGUUCAAGAAACGAAAGAAAGUAGAGAGAGAAGGAAGGGAACUGAGAGACCACUUACGGAUGAUGAGCAGAGGAAUUUGAGAGCUGCGGCGGAGAGUGGAUGGCAGCAAGAUGGGUUUCAACAGAAGGUGAAGAAUGAGGAGGGGAAGGAGGUUGAGGUUGCUGCUUAG
This is a messenger RNA of Botrytis deweyae, 795 nucleotides long. RefSeq lists its product as uncharacterized. Gene Ontology annotation, cellular component: cytoplasm. The transcript has 2 exons. The record is from RefSeq and is a predicted model, not a curated record. Gene Ontology annotation, molecular function: phosphatase activity. NCBI's taxonomy places the organism in Eukaryota, Fungi, Ascomycota, Leotiomycetes, Helotiales, Sclerotiniaceae. The coding region runs from base 1 to 795 and encodes 264 amino acids.